Molecule: messenger RNA, 2135 nt
Organism: Closterium sp. NIES-67
Lineage: Eukaryota; Viridiplantae; Streptophyta; Zygnematophyceae; Desmidiales; Closteriaceae
Source: the annotation of a GenBank genome assembly
ACCCUCCAUCACAACACAACCCGUUUGACCCUCCAACCUACUGCUCACUCUAGUCUAGGUCUGCUGUAACGGCUACUAUAUUAUCCUCGUGUUGUCAACUCACGUGCUGUAACGGCUACUAUAUUAUCCUCGUGUUGUCAACUCACGUUCUUUCUACUCCUCCCUCCACAAGCGUUCAUGCCGCUUAGCUGCGUAUAGAAUCCAAAGACAUUCACUCACUGGAUUUUGGAACCUCGUCUCGCUGCCAUUUGUUUAACGACACUCCUGUUCCACCUCACACAUCACUAUAGUUCUCGCAUCAUGCUCGUUAGUAGAGAUGGCGGGGAAACGCACGGAUCUACGUCAGCUGCUGUUGCUGAGGCAAACACGGCGACGCUCGCAACGGCUCAGCCCACAGGCCCUUCCACGUCAGCAUCCCCGAUAGUGACUGUUUCAGCUCCAGGUUCAGCACCUAGUGAUUCCAGCCUCAAACCAGGAUUGAAGUCUAACCAUGUGACGUCAUCAUCCAGUCAACUGACGUCAUCGGCAACACCACGAACCAAUUCUCACCAUCAGAGCCUUCGGCACUGCCAGCAACAUGGAGCAGCGUCGUCGCAUCCUAGCCAUCCAUCCACACAAUUACCACCGCAUCGACGGCUAGGAAGGAUUGCGCGUAGUUUAUCGUCUAAGGUCGACGGAGGUGCCAUGAUUGGGUCGAUGCUUCGAGCUGCGAUGGCGGGAAUCUCGCUCAAGCGGGUGUUCUACGCUGUCCUCGUUAUGGGAUUCAUCGUUCUAGGGCUUCUCGCUAUCAACGUCGAACAGUUGCUCAAGAACUUCCUCCUCUGGCUCAAAAACGAUGUCGGCGUGUGGGGUCCAGUUAUCAUGGCCCUCGCAUACAUCCCACUCAAUAUUCUCGCCCUUCCAGGCGCCAUCCUCACUUUGGGGGGCGGCUACGUGUUCGGGCUGCUGGUGGGCUUCAUUGCAGAUUCGCUCGGCUCCACUGCUGGCGCCACCGCUGCUUUCCUCGUUGGCAAAACGAUUGGGCGCUCGUAUGUGUCAGCGAAGCUCAAGGAGUACCCGCAGUUCCAGCCAGUGGCGCAUGCCAUCGCCAAAUCCGGAUUCAAGAUCGUGCUGCUGCUGCGGCUGGUGCCCAUCCUGCCGUUCAACGUGAUGAACUACGUGCUCUCAGUGACGCCCAUCAGCCUCUCUUCUUACGUCCUCGCCUCCUGGAUCGGCAUGAUGCCCACCACGUUCACCUUCGUGUACCUGGGCACCACCAUCAAGGACAUCUCAGAAAUCGGCUCCCCAGGAGCUGCUGGGGCGUCGCAGUGGUGGAUGCUGGGAAUUGGCCUUGCUGUUACAGUGGUGGCGACUGUUCUUAUAACGAGGGUGGCCAAGGACGCACUGCAGAAGGCGAUAGAGGAGAACGAGCAGCAGCGCAGCCUGCUGUCCCCCACCUUCCUCUCCUCCACCCCGUCCUCCCUCACUCCCCGCACCGACAUUCACCUUUCCCCCUCUCCGCAUUCAAUCGAAGCUUGCUCUAGCAGUAGCAGCAGCAGCAGCAGCAGCAGCGGCAGUGGGAGCAGCAGCAGCACUAACAGCAGCAGCAGCAGCAGCAGCAGCAGCAGCAGCAGCAGCACGGGCCUGGAGAACAGAUCUGCCAUUCUCACCAUCCCUGAUGGUAUCUACUCCCACCAGGGGCCCCUGCUCACAGCGCACACACCAUCCUUGCAAUACGCUGGUGAUGCAGUGUCUUUUCCCCCUCAUAAAGCACCUGACAAUGCGCCUGAUAGUAGCUGGGACAUUGGGUCAGGGGCGUGCUGCGUGGGCGUGGACGAGCUGUCUAGACCAGCGGCAGAUGGGGCAAAGAGACAAGCAAUUCUUCCAAGCUGCUAUGCUGCAUGAGUUGUGGACGCCGUUACCGAAUGAAUCAAGUCAAAGGCAUACUGCUGGAUGCACAGCAGUGCCAUUUGCAGCAAUAUCCAGUGCCUGCUGCUUUCUGAGGGCUGCUGCUGCUACUGCUGCUAUGGCAUCUACCUAAUAUACAGGCGGUCUUUUUGGGAAGCACUGCCAUCUUUCAGCCUAUGUUGCAUUUUUUGUUCAACCAGCCGAUUGUCUUUUGUAUAGUUAACUUUCAAUAUAUUGCAGACUUUCAA